Messenger RNA from Paralichthys olivaceus (Japanese flounder), 1207 nucleotides. It is a transcript of the gene twf1a, whose product is annotated as twinfilin actin-binding protein 1a. Lineage: Eukaryota; Metazoa; Chordata; Actinopteri; Pleuronectiformes; Paralichthyidae. The record is from RefSeq and is a predicted model, not a curated record. Gene Ontology annotation, biological process: regulation of lamellipodium assembly; actin filament depolymerization; barbed-end actin filament capping. Gene Ontology annotation, cellular component: actin filament; myofibril; cytoplasm. Gene Ontology annotation, molecular function: actin monomer binding; actin filament binding.
UGUUGUCGCUGUAGUCCACUUCCUGCUUCUUUGCCCUGGUUACUCCUGAUCGGCGACAUCAGCAGCUCUUCACCCGACGAAAGGCACAAUGUCACAUCAGACGGGAAUUCAAGCGGGUAACGAUGUGAAAGAUAUCUUUGCCAGUGCCAGGUGCGGAGACCAAUAUCGAGCCUUAAAGAUCGUCAUUGAGGAUGAGCAGCUGACCCUGGGCACCACCAGGAAAGCAUCUAAGAAAUGGGACCAGGAGUAUGAUUCCUUCGUGCUGCCGCUCCUCGAGGACGAUAUGCCCUGCUACGUUCUCUACCGGCUGGACUCCACUAACAACCAGGGCUAUGAGUGGAUCUUCCUGGCCUGGUCACCAGACCAAUCCUCAGUGCGACAUAAAAUGUUAUACGCUGCUACGAGAGCCACACUGAAGAAGGAGUUUGGAGGCGGCCACAUCAAGGAUGAGAUCUUUGGUACCUUAAAGGAUGAAAUGAAUCUCAGUGGAUACAGGAAAUAUCUGAUCUCGCAGGCAGCACCCUUGCCCCUCACUGCAGCAGAGGAAGAACUGAGACAGAUUAAACUAAAUCAGGUGCAGACGGACAUCAGUGUGGACAGCAAGCAGCAGACUCUGCAGGGAGUGGCUUUCCCUGUUCACAAAGACGCCAUGGCAGCACUCGAACGUUUUAGAGACAAGAGAAUCAACUAUGUGCAGCUGCAAGUGGACUCUGAGCAGGAGCUGAUUCGGUUGUGCAGCACUGAGCCGACAGACUUGAAAGACCUGCCAAUGAGAAUCCCUAAAGAGUCUGCACGUUACCACUUCUUCCUCUACAAACAUUCCCAUGAAGGCGACUACUUAGAGUCCACAGUUUUCAUUUAUUCUAUGCCGGGGUACAAUUGCAGCAUCAGAGAGAGGAUGCUGUAUUCCAGCUGCAAAAAUCCUUUGGUUGACAUGGUGGAAAAUAAGCUGGAGAUUGAGAUUGAGAGAAAGUUGGAGAUUGAUAACGGUGACGAGUUGACCGGUGAUUUCCUGUACGAGGAGGUGCAUCCCAAGCAGCAUGCACACAAGCAGGCCUUUGCCAAGCCCAAAGGCCCAGCGGGGAAAAGGGGCGUUCGCCGCAUGGUCCGACUACCUGUAGAGGGAGAGGACGAAGAUUAAAACAGACCUCAGCACCCGACCACCACCCUUCACCCUGAGCACGUUCCACAGUGGAACAUUCCUGUG